GCCCCUUGAGCAAAACGAACCAGUGCGCAUGCGUGGAACAUUCGAUCACUGGUGGUGUAGCUAACGGCUAGGCUACGAAUCCAGCCAACAUGGAGAGAAAAGUUCUGGCACUCCAGGCGAGGAAGAAGAGGUCGAAAGCAAAGAAGACCAGCAAGAAGCAGCCGGUCAAUCCCAGAGCCCGACAGCAGCCCCAGGCAGAAGCGUCACCUCAGGAACCAGAGGAGCUUGAGGAGAUUCUCGGCUCUGAUGAUGAAGAGCAGGAGGACCCUCAUGACUACUGCAAAGGUGGCUACCACCAUGUGAAAGUAGGAGACCUUUAUAAUGGAAAAUACCACGUAAUCCGGAAACUGGGCUGGGGACACUUCUCGACUGUGUGGCUCGCCUGGGACAUCCAGGUGAAGAGGUUUGUUGCAAUGAAGGUGGUGAAGAGUGCGGAGCACUACACGGAGACGGCGGUGGAUGAGAUCAAACUCCUCAGAUCUGUAAGAAACUCAGACCCCAAUGAUCCUAACCGGGAGAUGGUGGUCCAGCUGCUAGACGACUUCAAGAUCUCUGGUGUUAAUGGAACUCAUGUCUGCAUGGUGUUUGAGGUGUUGGGCCAUCACUUACUAAAGUGGAUCAUAAAGUCCAAUUACCAAGGGCUGCCCCUUCCAUGUGUCAAGAGCAUCGUAAGACAGGUUCUCCAAGGCCUGGACUACCUGCACACAAAGUGUCAGAUCAUCCACACAGACAUUAAGCCGGAGAAUAUCCUCAUGAGCGUUGAUGAGUCGUAUGUACGAAAGCUCGCAGCUGAAGCCACAGAGUGGCAGAGGGCUGGGGCACCUCCUCCCUCCGGUUCAGCAAUAAGCACAGCACCUGCUCCAAAACAGGCGGUUAAAAUGUCAAAGAACAAGAAGAAGAAGAUUAAAAAGAAGCAGAAGCGUCAGGCAGAGCUGCUGGAAAAGUGCAUCAUGGACCUGGAGGAGAUGGAAAAGACUACAGAGACACGAGAGGAAGAAGACGAUGACGAGGAGGACCCACAGAGUCCUAAGGGACGGGCCUGUGCUCCUCUCAGACAGGUGUCUCUUCAAGAGCUAGAGAAUGAGGAAAUACAAGAGAGCAGCAUCAGUGCCGAGCUCAUGCGGUUGGGACCAGAAGGGCUGUCAGAAGUGAACUGCAAUGGCCAUGUGGAGGUAGACCAGAGACAGCCUCCAUGGAGGGACGAAGACCAACACAAUGGAAACGCAGAGCCCUCUGAGAAAUGUGCCAGCCAGGAGGAGCAGGCCAAGGAUUCUGUUCACCCCGUCUGCAACGGUGUGGACUCUGCAGAUCUCAAGGAGUUGGACACUGAGACUAAAGGCAGGGCAGGUCACAGCAGUGGAGUCACAGAGAGAUACCACCAUGCUGGGCUGGAGGAAGGAGAGCUGGAGCACAGCAUUUUGCAGGAGGACUGUCCAUAUAGAAAUGAGGAAAGCCUGAGAAACGGCAAGCUAACAGCAGGAUCCCUGCUAGUUAACCCCCUUGAGCCACUCAAUGCAGACCAGAUCAAGGUCAAGAUCGCAGACUUGGGAAAUGCCUGCUGGGUGCACAAGCACUUUACAGAAGACAUCCAGACACGGCAGUACCGGUCCUUAGAGGUGCUUAUUGGUUCUGGAUACAGCACACCGGCUGAUAUCUGGAGCACAGCCUGCAUGGCCUUUGAGCUUGUCACAGGGGACUACUUGUUUGAACCACAUUCUGGGGAGGAUUAUUCCAGGGAUGAAGACCAUCUUGCUCUCAUGAUUGAGUUGCUCGGUAAAAUCCCUCGUCACUAUGCUCUGAGUGGGAAAUACUCACAGGAAUACUUCACCAAGAGAGGUGAUUUGAAACACAUCACCAAGCUGAAGCCGUGGGGCCUGCUGGAGGUGCUGAUUGACAAGUACGAGUGGCCCCGCGAAGAAGCUGAGUGCUUCGCCGACUUCCUUAUUCCCAUGCUGGAGCUGAUCCCAGAGAAAAGAGCCACGGCGGCAGAGUGCCUGCGCCACCCUUGGCUCUCCCUCUAGUGGAGACCUCCUCUCAUUGCACCUCCCUCCCUUCCUUCCCACUCUCUCCAGAGACUGCAACAGAUCACUUUUUCCAAUUUGGGCAUAUCAAAUGAAUAUUUAUUUCUCUUAUUUUUGUUUUUGUCGUUUUGGACUUCCUAUGUUCUCGUUAUUGAGCUGAUGCUUCCGUGUACGUUUUGCUUUGUAUUUGUUGGUUCUUCUCUCGGUGUGAUGACGUCGGGAUUCCAGUGGGUUAUAUUACUUUGUGGUCACGUUGGCUCCAACUGCUGUGCUCCGUUCACCCACCCAUCGAAGCAAACCUGUUAUUGUACUGCUAGUGACUCAUCCUUGUUUUGUUACACUCCUGCACUAAACCCAAACAAAUCAAGGAUAUGUAGCCUUUAUUGGUCAUUUUUGUCCCCUUAAAAAAGGACUCGCUUUCACUUAUUUUCUCGUACAUUUUCAUUAGUGCUGUGUUGUUUUGUUUUUUUAAGAAUUAGUUGAUCUUCUAUUACACAUGUAAGGUAUAUAUUUUGUAUUUGUAAAGUAGGUGUAGGAAGUUGCACACUGGGCUGACAUUUACACUGACUGUGGUAAUAGCAUUUCUACAGACAGACUCUAGUUUCUUACGGAGACACCCACUGUCUGAUACUUUAGACCAUUAUUUAGCCAUAACAAAUCCGUUGUCUCCUGGUAUCUUGCGUGGUUACUUAAUUAUAAUAAAUGAGAUCUUCCAUUCUCAUGGGAGGCUGGUAUUCUCAUAUUACAAUUCAGGAAUAUAGUGUUCUAGGUUUCAAUAAGAUGACACGUGAAGAAGCCCAAUUCAAAGGAAAAAAAAGUGAAAAAUAAACUGUAUAUAUCUGUACCAAAGAGGUUGCCUUUAUGUAUAUUACAGUUAUGUACAGUUUUUAACAAAUCUUAUAUCUUAGCUAAAAUUAUUUAGCUGGGUAGCUGUGUUUUAAUAAAGCAUAUGGAAGAUGUGUUUGAGCUCAGUUGUAUGUAUGGCCAACUGUUCAAUAAUGUCACUGUUUUUACCAUUAGAAAUGGUGAGAUCUGAUGAUAUAUAAUGGUGUCCAAAAUUGAUCAUAUCCAAGUAACACAUGUAUCUGUUGAGGCCUAGAUAAAAACAAAUUACCAUCAGUGUCAGAUUCAGGAACAUAGCCUAUAUGUGAACUGUCAAUUUACAAAACUGUACAACGCACCAUACAAUAAAAACAGAUGUUCAUACAAUGCAAA
Messenger RNA from Acanthopagrus latus (yellowfin seabream), 3236 nucleotides. It is a transcript of the gene srpk1a, whose product is annotated as SRSF protein kinase 1a. NCBI's taxonomy places the organism in Eukaryota, Metazoa, Chordata, Actinopteri, Spariformes, Sparidae. Gene Ontology annotation, biological process: protein phosphorylation; spliceosomal complex assembly; regulation of mRNA processing. Bases 90 to 2021 code for a protein of 643 amino acids. Gene Ontology annotation, molecular function: ATP binding; protein kinase activity. The transcript has 16 exons. The record is from RefSeq and is a predicted model, not a curated record.